Molecule: messenger RNA, 3450 nt
Organism: Colletotrichum siamense
Lineage: Eukaryota; Fungi; Ascomycota; Sordariomycetes; Glomerellales; Glomerellaceae
Gene: spoVK
Product: Stage V sporulation protein K
Exons: 9
Coding region: 1-3450 (1149 amino acids)
Molecular function (GO): ATP hydrolysis activity; ATP binding
Source: RefSeq, a predicted model, not a curated record
AUGGCCGACAAUCAGACCACCGCAAAGGAUGCCGGGAGCCCUGCGCCUGUUGGCCCCGCUCUCGAAGCUGAACCUCGAAACGACAAUGUCGCAAAGGACGAUGCCUCGGACAGAGCACCUUCUGGGGUAUCAUCGAGUACGAGCCUAUCUAGUUCCAUUCUCCAGCAUCGCCUGGAGAACGGAAGAACUUAUCACAAAUACAAGGAAGGGAAAUAUCUUUUCCCCAAUGAUGAGAGAGAGAAUGAAAGACUAGACUUGCAACAUGACCUUUAUCUUUUGAACUUGUAUUACAAGCUUGGUCUUACUCCCCCAAACGAGGAACCUUCACGUGUAAAGCGCGCUAUUGACAUUGGAACCGGCACAGGCCUUUGGGCAAUUGAGUUCGCCGAUGAACACCCCGAGGCUGAAAGUUCAUCUGCUCACCAUGUUGUGAGUGUUCCACCGAAUGUUAAAUUCGAAGUCGAUGACAUUGACCAGCCGUGGGCGUACGGUCAAACCUUGGGCUACAUCCACAUUCGUGGCAUGAUAUCUAGCAUCUCAGACCGGCCUGUAUUUGUCGAGAAAGUCUACAACGAUAAGGAGAACACUUGUGACACUCCGCCUGAAAUUGUCACAAUGGAGACAUCGGAUCAGGAGCAGGAGACAGCGUGGAACCAACAGGAGACAAGUUGGGGCCCAUGCAACGAUAAUUCACAAGACUAUUCUGAACAUUGCUCUCGGGGCGAAGAUGUGUCUUCAUGGCCCGCAAACGAGCCUCAGUGGGCUGAAUUUAUUGUCAGCGGCACGAAGCCAGAAGAAAUUGACGACAGCUCACCAUCGAGACUGGAGUGGCUAAGACAGAAGCGAGAGAACAACGAAAGGAACGCGUACCUUGACCAACUCAUGACUAUGGUUGGUCUUGAAAAUGUGAAAGCCCAUUUUCUUGCUGUCAAGGCCAAGGUCGAGGCGAACAAGCAAGCCGAUACCAGGCAUAAGAAGUUGCGACUUCAUCUAGUUCUCCAUGGGAAAGAUGGAACAGGCAAGAAGUCUGUCGCACAACUUUAUGCGCAGUUCCUUCAUUCCAUUGGGGCUGUGGCCGAUCAGACGUUUACCAGAACGUCACAACUAUACCCCCAUAAACAUUCUGAUGAUGAUAAGAAAGAUGAUAAUCACGAAGGAAAUGACGAUGAAGAUGAAGAUGAAGAUGAAGAGAAGCCGGCAGUUAUUUUCUACGAUAUUUCUGAUGGCAGCCACAAAUCAUGCUCGGACGUCGUUAGCAACGCAAUCCAAAAUACGGAGGAAUCUGUUGUGAUUAUCUCCUCCAGGAUGAAGUCCCUUCUCGACUCUAUUGAGAGCAGCGAUAAGGCUUUACAGCAAUUGCCGGCCCCAUUAACCAUUUCAGACUAUGACGACGAAGAACUGCGACAAAUUUUCGUGCGGAUUAUGCAGAAAAGGGGGUUUUCAGUUGAGGGUGGGUUCGAAGAUGGCAUUGUGCGCGCCAUAGUGCAACGAGUGGCACGAAAACGAAAGUACGAAUCAUUCUUGAACGUUCAUCACUUGCAACGAGAAUUGAGCCACGUGUGCACCAGGCAGGCACUUCGACAUCGAGGGGAAUAUAUGCGAUGGUUCGGCAGUUCUCUGAUCUCCGACUCAAAGGCAUCGUGUCCGUCAGACCAGCAAAGAAAUGAUGCGACAGACAACAGCGACCGUCCCCAAGCUCUGGAUGUAAUCGAUGGGCAAGACACGGUAUUUACGCCAGAAGAUCUCCUAGGACCGGAGCCCAACGACGUAAGACACGACAAUGCCUCAUGGAAGAAGCUACAAAUCAUGAUCGGACUCAACAGAGUCAAGAGCGAGUGUGGUGAUAUCAUCGAUUUCGCUCAGAUUAACUAUCAGCGUGAGCUUCUGGGACUGAAACCGCUGAAGGUCGGUCUAAACAAAGUGUUUCUCGGACCCCCUGGAGUAGGGAAAACGACUGUCGCUGAAUUAUACGGCCAAGUCAUCAUCGAUCUCGGGCUUGUCACUGGGAAUGAGGUGAUGGUACGGAAUCCAUCUCACUUUAUUGGCCAGUACAUCGGGGAAUCCGAGACGAAGACGGUGGCUAUUCUCAAUCAAGCUAAGGGGAACGUGCUAAUCAUCGACGACGCACACAUGUUGUAUCCUGGUUCAGAGACGGAUGAGUUUCGCAUCGGAGUGCUUGACACUAUUGUUGCGAACGUAUCGGCAGAUCCAGAGGACAGAUGCAUUAUACUUGUCGGGUACGAAUAUGAGAUGGGUCAGCUGUUCAACAACAGCAACCCAGGGCUUCAGAGACGUUUCCCCAAGGAAACUGCUCUGCACUUUGACCCUUAUAGCGAGGACGAAUUGUACCAGAUCAUGGAUCUUAAAGCCAAGCAGUGUGACCUCGAGAUGACACAAGAGGCCAGGACGGUGGCUCGGCAAGUCAUCAGCCGCAUGCGCAUCAACCCAAAGUCUGGAAAUGCGGGAGAUGUCGAGAAUCUACUCAACCAGGCAAAGAUCCGUCUCAAUGCGAGAAUCAGAUCCCGACUUUCUUACGGCCAAGCAUCGGUGCAAGCUAGCAUCGAACCUGCCGAUAUUGACCCACAGUGGGAUCGGGCUUCACGAGCUGAGGAAAACAGAGCAGCCCUCUUUGAAGAUUUUGUCGGGUUCAGAUCGAUCGUCGAAAAGUUCGAGGGAUACCAGCUCCUAGUUGACGGCAUGCGGCUACAUGAUAUUGAUCCUAGGCCUCAUAUUCCGUGGGCCUUCAUUUUCAAGGGUCCACCAGGAACUGGUAAAACAUCGACUGCUCGAAAGAUCGGGCGCCUAUACUACGACAUGGGCCUGCUUUCCACAGAUGAGGUUGUGAGUUGCUCAGUCACCGAUCUUGUUGGAGAAUAUCUGGGGCAAACCGGUCCAAAAGUCCUCAAAACCCUUGAAACUGGCCUCGGAAAGGUUCUGUUCAUUGACGAAGCCUACCGUUUGGCCACGGGCACCAAUGGCACAAGUGGCUCUAACUUCCACAUGGAAGCCGUCGGAGAGCUAGUCGAUGCCAUGACGCAGCCGCGGUACAGGAACAACAUGGUCAUAAUCUUGGCCGGAUACACCCGCGAGAUGGAUUGUUUACUGCAGACCAACCCGGGUUUGCGAAGCAGAUUCCCAGAACAUAUCACAUUUGACCCCAUGGCUCCACACGCAUGUCUUCAGUAUCUCAAGAAUCAGCUUCAUAAGCUCAGGAUCGGCAUCGUGGAAGGAGAUGACUCAUCGGAGAUUGUCCACGACCUGUUUGAAAGUCUUAGCCUCACAACGGGGUGGGCCAGUGGUCGUGACGUCGAGACGUUGGCCAGAAGGAUCAUCAGCAGUGUGUACAUGCAGCAGGGCAAGUUUGGGAAGAAAGGAGCGGUGGAUUCCCUGCAGAUGACUACAACUGAUCUUAUUCCAAUACUCGAAGAGAUGUGGAAGGAGCGCAGCUGA